AUGGCAUUCGCGUGGAAAGCCGCCGGUCUCACCUACAACCGCUACAUUGCCGUCGCAUCGCGCGUCGUGCGCCGCUCACUCAAAGAGGACAAGCGCAUCGCUGCCGAGCGAAGGGGCGAGAGCGAACUCCGCUUCGCCAAGUGGGAGAACGGCAAGCAGGGCGAGCUGAAGGAGCUCAACGCUGCGGCGCUCCAGGCACAGGCCGAUGCCGCCAAGACCUCGUAA
Messenger RNA from Alternaria ethzedia, 225 nucleotides. RefSeq lists its product as uncharacterized. The record is from RefSeq and is a predicted model, not a curated record. The transcript is spliced from 3 exons. Gene Ontology annotation, molecular function: proton-transporting ATP synthase activity, rotational mechanism. Gene Ontology annotation, biological process: proton motive force-driven mitochondrial ATP synthesis. NCBI's taxonomy places the organism in Eukaryota, Fungi, Ascomycota, Dothideomycetes, Pleosporales, Pleosporaceae. Gene Ontology annotation, cellular component: mitochondrial inner membrane. Bases 1 to 225 code for a protein of 74 amino acids.